This is a messenger RNA of Bicyclus anynana (squinting bush brown), 1624 nucleotides long. Its product is annotated as circadian clock-controlled protein daywake-like. The coding region runs from base 1 to 687 and encodes 228 amino acids. NCBI's taxonomy places the organism in Eukaryota, Metazoa, Arthropoda, Insecta, Lepidoptera, Nymphalidae. The record is from RefSeq and is a predicted model, not a curated record. The transcript has 5 exons.
AUGCUGUCCACACAAAGUACAGCUGCAUUGCCGCCUAUAAAGAAAUGUUCGUUGCACAACACAACUUGUCUAACAACUCAGGCUGGUAUUUUAAAGAGUUAUUUGAUCAAUGGUAUUCCUGAAUUAGGCAUAGAGUGUCUACACAAAAUGCGGAUUGACGAUGUAAAUGUGAAGAAGAUGGGUCUAAUAUACACUAUGAAGAAUGUAGAGGUAGAGGGUUUAAAAGAUGCAGUUAUUGAUAAUCUAAGUGUCGAUAUGGACUUACAAACGAUGAGAUUGUCAAUGCAGACAUCUUUCAUAAUAAAUAGCGACUAUACCGCAGAUGGGGUGCUGUUAACGUUGCCAGUUAAUGGAGACAAUAAAUCCACAAUCAGAAUUAAUGAUAUCAAGCUUGAAUUGCUAAUUUUGUUUGACAUUGUGCAAAAUGACGAGGGACAUAAAAUCAUGCAAUUGACAAGAUAUAAUUACGGGUUCGAUGUCAUUGGCAAUACACAUUAUUAUUACAAGAAUGUAUAUGACAAUGAUGAGAAGAAAGGCAAAAAACUUCACUCGUUCCUCAACGAGUAUUGGAGGACAAUGACGCAUACAUACGGGGAUACCAUCGUUGGAAAUAUUGCUGAUAAAAUAUUUAAUGUUCUCGAGCUUUAUAUGGCUUCACAAAACCUAAAUGACAUUGCAACGUACUAAAUGACGAUAUAAUGUUAUCUUUGAUACUUGGGAAUUGUGAUAUUUCUAAGCAAUAUAAUAGCUAUACGUAUUAAAUAAAAUGCACCUUAAAUUCUACGCAGUAGCUCAAGGGUUUUAACUAGGGUAGGUAUAUAAACAAAUUGUACAAAAUAGAAAUUCCUUCUCCAAUACAAGUUUGUGAUGAGCUCUCCGGGUAGGCAGUGCAUUAUUGUGUCUAUAAAGUGCAUGCCACUGGUUGCAUUCUUUAUUGUAGAUCGAGAGUCUGUCUUAGCCAGACAUACUUCAUGUUAUGAAAGCUGAACGUUUGUCAGUUUGAUCAUUAUUAACCAAUAUUCGGCUCACUGCUGAGCUCGAGUCUCCACUCAAAAUGAGAGGGGUUAGACCAAUAGUCCACCACGCUAGCCCAAUGCGGAUUGGCAGACUUCACACACGCAGAGAAUUAAGAAAAUUCUCUGGUAUGCAGUUUUCUCACGAUGUUUACCUUCAAAGUUUGAGACACGUGAUAUUUAUAUUUUAAAAUGCACACAACUAAAGUUGGUGAUGCAUGCCGCUGACCGGAUUCGAACCUACACCCCCCGGAAUCGGAGGCAGGGGUCAUAUCCGCUGGGCUAUCACGGCUCUAUCUCUCAAAUCCUUUGGCAGGGGAAUGAGAAUAUUAGUCAUAUUUAAAAAAAAAAAAUAAGUAUGGUAAAUAUUCUUAAAAAUAAUCUUUCAGUCUUUAUAAAAUGAGGCAUGUCUGGCUAUCGCUAGCUGUGGUCAAUUGUUAAUUUGUUCUUUAAUAAUUAAGUACUUGGUAAAGGUAAUGUUAUUUUAUUACUUAGUUCAAUUACUCCAUAUUAAAUACGUUAAUAAUGAAAUAAUUUUUAAAACUACAAUAAACUUGGAAUAAAUUAAUGUAUAAUUUAUAUUUUAAUAACUUUGGAAAUAAUAAAAUGCU